This is a messenger RNA of Filobasidium floriforme, 2055 nucleotides long. Its product is annotated as beta-lactamase/transpeptidase-like protein. NCBI's taxonomy places the organism in Eukaryota, Fungi, Basidiomycota, Tremellomycetes, Filobasidiales, Filobasidiaceae. The record is from RefSeq and is a predicted model, not a curated record. The transcript is spliced from 7 exons. The coding region runs from base 1 to 2055 and encodes 684 amino acids.
AUGGCGGACAGCAACCUAUCGCUCACCGUUCCCUCUUACACCUGGCCCCUGCUCGUCGGCUCAGCCAUCAUCUACCUGUUGAUGCGUCGUCGGCUGGAGAAGGCACAGUGGACCUCGAACCCACCCUCACUCAAGGAGAAGACUGCCGGGAUCCAUCUCACUGGCGAUCAAGUCAUCUCGCCCAGAACUUUGGACUACCUUGAGAACAUGCGGGAUCAAUGGCAGAUCCCUGGAGUCUCUAUUGCCAUUGUCAGAAUGAACAAGGAUGGGGCAUGGGAGAAACAGACCAUUGGGUUGGGCAGGAAGGAUGCAGAGGGUAAUCAAGUUACUGAAAGAACUCUUUUCAGCAUUGGAUCCAACUCAAAACUCUUUACCACCAUUGCUGCUGGUCUUUCCUUGUCCCAAGCUAAAUUGUCUUGGCACUCACUUGUGAAAGAUGUCAUUCCGUAUUUUCAAAUGAUGAACAAGGAAGCAGAGGAGCAAGCUACAUUCAUUGACCUGAUGAGCCACCAGACGGGAUUGGCAAGGCAUGACAUUUCCUACAACGCUGACAUCACAGUUGAAGAAAUGACCAAAUCCCUUGCCCACUUGAAGCCCUCGGCUCCUUUCAAAUCACUCUAUCAGUACAACAAUAUUGCCUACAACACUGUCUCGUCUCUGCCUGAGCUACUCCUUGGCCAGAAGUUUGAUGAGUUUAUCAAAAAUAUCAUCUUGGGCCCUUUGGGGAUGAAUCAUAGCUUCUAUGAUAUUGAGUUUGCAAGGGCAACACAAGACCUCAGCAGCGCAUUUGCCAGAAAGAUAUCCAUUGGCCAAUCAGGUCUACAAGACGUUGAGGUUGCCCAGGAGGACAUCAAGGCAGGAAGGAGGCUGAGCAAUGAAGGUAGAGGGAGUGAACAAGCUCUUGGUUGGCCCAUACAAUACUGGCAAGGAGGUGCUGGGGCAGGUGGCAUAAUCACAUGUUCCAAAGAUCUGACCAUUUGGCUACAAACCAUGCUAUUGAAUGGAGAACAUCCAGAAACGCAAAAGCAGAUUAUCCCAUCUUGGAUCUUUCAAGAUGCUAUCAAGCCACAGGUUCCAAUUGUCCCUCAACCGGAAGACUCAGAAAUGACAAAGUCAUUCUACGGUCUUGCUCAGAUGACCUCUACUUAUCGCAACCACAAGAUCAUCUACCAUCCUGGAGGAAUGCCUGGACAGCGCUCUGCCUUCAUCAGGCUCCCUGAUGAGAUGCUAGGAGUUGCCAUCAUGUGCAAUGAUGAUGAUCUUGGUGACCUGUUCAAUGAAGUGGCAAAGUGGAGGAUCAUUGAUGAUCUGUUGGGACUUGGUCCAGUUGACUUCAAGACUAGGAGGAUGAACAAGUUCCUGGAUGACCACAAACCCAAGCUUCCCAAAAGGAAGCCUGGAAACCCCAAGCCCCCUACCAACGGAUUCGAAGCCAUUGCUGGGCGCUAUCAUGACGCAGGAUAUGGUGACAUUGAGCUACAUCCCCUCAUCACUGCCCGGAAUGCUGGUGAAUCGGCCUGGUCCUUCACCACCAAGUUUGACAAGAUCUUUUGCAAGGAGCUCCUGUUCGAGCAUUUUGAUGGUGACAUUUUUUAUGUGACAGCCAAGAUCACUUUUGAAACAGGUGCUGUCAUUUGGGACAUGACUGGUCAAGGCAUCCAAGCUCAUUUUGGAGAAGGUGGAGUGGGACUUCAGCACAUCUGGGGGGAGGGUCUUCCAGAUGGCAACAUGGAGAGGGAUGGCAUCAGGAAGGGAUCCGAGGUGUUCUUUGUCAAGGCUUGGCUGGUCAUCUAUGCGGCGUUGUCAAACAUGCUGCCAAUGCCUUACAUAAUGGUUAAGAACAUUCGAUCUUCUCAAGACAUCUGCCAUCUAUCAGAUACAGUGACGCCUGCGUCAUUUGAAUCCCGAUCGCGAGACCCCCCGCCCGAAGCCGGAGUGCACAACCUUGACUCUACCAAAUGUCUCACUGCACGCUCCUCUCGAGAGCGCUGCGUCCCGUUCCACCUCGAAGACCCAAACCCUGCUCGUACCGAGACACCUCUCCCUUAUCCGUAA